AACGGGGCCACCGAAGGGGAGCUGGGGAGCAGAGGGCGCCUGGGGGGUGGGGGGAGUGGGCCACUGCCUUGGGGGCCUGGCCGGUCCUGCCGGUCCUUGUGUGAAAGACGCAGUUCACUUGGUUCAAAAAGACUUCGCCUUCUCAGGCCCAUGGGCGCUGCGCUACGUCAGACUGUCCGGGCAAGGCCCUCGGUUCGUCUGCAAAGAGGACCAGCCCCUCCGGCAGAGGCCCCCCCGCCGCCCACCGCAUUGCCACGGCCGCCCAGCCCCCCCCCCCCCGCGUCUCCACAGGGCCCUGAUCCGCAGGCCCCGGGCCCCCCCCCCCCCGCAGGCCCUGCGGGGGGCCGGGACGGGUGGUGGGCCCAGACACUCACGUCUACGGGGUCCCCCCUCUCUCGGCAGCGCUGUAAGGACAAACUGAACGCGUUGGCCAUCUCGGUGAUGAACCAGUGGCCCGGAGUGAAACUGCGGGUGACCGAGGGCUGGGACGAAGACGGCCACCACUCGGAGGAGUCGCUGCACUAUGAGGGCCGCGCAGUGGACAUCACCACGUCAGACCGAGACCGCAGCAAGUAUGGCAUGCUGGCGCGCCUGGCCGUCGAGGCCGGCUUCGACUGGGUUUACUAUGAGUCCAAGGCGCACAUCCACUGCUCCGUGAAAGCAGAGAAUUCGGUGGCGGCCAAAUCCGGCGGCUGCUUCCCGGGCUCGGCCACGGUGCACCUGGAGCAGGGCGGCACCAAGCUGGUGAAAGACCUGCGUCCCGGGGACCGCGUGCUGGCGGCCGACGACCAGGGCCGACUGCUCUACAGCGACUUCCUCACCUUCCUGGACCGCGACGACGGCGCCAAGAAGGUCUUCUACGUGAUCGAGACGCGGGAGCCGCGCGAGCGCCUGCUGCUCACCGCCGCGCACCUGCUCUUCGUGGCGCCGCACAACGACUCGGCGGCCGGGGAGCUGGAGGCGCCGUCGGGCGCCGGGCCGCCGCCGGGGGGCGCGCCGGGGCGCCGGGCGCUCUUCGCCAGCCGCGUGCGCCCGGGCCAGCGCGUGUACGUGGUGGCCGAGCGCGGCGGGGAUCGCCGGCUGCUUCCGGCCGCCGUGCACAGCGUGACGCUGCGCGAGGAGGCCACGGGCGCGUACGCGCCGCUCACGGCGCAGGGCACCAUCCUCAUCAACCGGGUGCUGGCGUCGUGCUACGCGGUCAUCGAGGAGCACGGCUGGGCCCAUCGGGCCUUCGCGCCCUUCCGCCUGGCGCACGCGCUCCUGGCCGUGCUGGCGCCCGCGCGCACGGACCGCGGCGGGGACGGCGACGGCGGGGGCGGCGGCCACCUGCCCCCGCCCGCGCCGGCUGCGCCCGAGGCGCCGGCUGCGGCCGACGCGCCGGGUGCCGCGGGCAUCCACUGGUACUCGCAGCUGCUCUACCAAAUAGGCACCUGGCUGUUGGACAGCGAGGCCCUGCACCCGCUGGGCAUGGCGGUCAAGUCUAGCUGAAGGCCGGGGAGCCGG
Messenger RNA from Leopardus geoffroyi (Geoffroy's cat), 1503 nucleotides. RefSeq names its product sonic hedgehog signaling molecule (gene SHH). The record is from RefSeq and is a predicted model, not a curated record. Gene Ontology annotation, molecular function: calcium ion binding; patched binding. The transcript has 2 exons. Lineage: Eukaryota; Metazoa; Chordata; Mammalia; Carnivora; Felidae. The coding region runs from base 151 to 1488 and encodes 445 amino acids. Gene Ontology annotation, biological process: regulation of gene expression; smoothened signaling pathway; intein-mediated protein splicing.